AGAGGACAAUCCCCUGAAGGAAAUGCAGGCCCCCAAAUUGCAGAAGGGAUGCCCAAGAAAGCGCUGGCCCUUUGUUUUCUAUGCUAGGUGAUGACCUGACACUCAUGGGAAGAGGUGACUGCUGGACACCUGGAUCGGGUCUGUCAACACUGGAGGAAGCGGCUGUUCUACCAUCUGCCUGCUCUUCUGCCAUCUGAGCACCCUGACUCCACCACCCUAUAGGCCAUGGAGAAUGAGCUGCCAGUCCCGCAUACAUCUAGCAGUGCCUCUGCCACCAGCAGCACCAGCGGGGCCAGUAGCAGCAGCAGCUGCAAUAGCAGCAGCGGUGGAAGUGGCCGCCCCACUGGGCCCCAGAUUUCUGUGUACAGUGGUAUUCCUGACCGGCAGACUGUGCAGGUGAUCCAGCAGGCUCUGCACAGGCAGCCCAGCACGGCAGCCCAAUACCUGCAGCAGAUGUACGCCGCCCAGCAGCAGCACCUCAUGUUACAGACGGCAGCCCUGCAGCAGCAGCACCUCAGUGGCGCACAUCUCCAGAGCCUGGCAGCCGUGCAGCAGGCAAGUCUGGUGGCCAACAGACAAGGGAGUACUUCAGGCAGUAACGCGUCCGCACAGGCUCCAGCACAGUCAUCUUCGAUCAACCUGGCAGCCUCCCCAGCUGCAGCCCAGCUCCUCAACCGGGCCCAGAGUGUCAACUCAGCAGCGGCCUCGGGCAUUGCCCAGCAGGCUGUGCUCUUGGGCAACACAUCUUCCCCAGCUCUGACUGCGAGCCAAGCACAGAUGUAUCUAAGGGCACAGAUGCUCAUCUUCACGCCCACGGCCACCGUCGCUACUGUGCAGCCUGAGCUCGGCACUGGCUCCCCCGCCCGGCCCCCCACCCCCGCCCAGGUACAGAACUUGACCCUCCGAACACAGCAGACACCAGCUGCAGCAGCCUCGGGCCCUACCCCCACGCAGCCUGUCCUGCCCAGCUUGGCCCUGAAAUCCACACCUGGUGGUAGCCAGCCUCUGCCUUCUACAUCACAGGGCAGAAACAUUGCUCAGGGUUCCCCCGCAGGGGCCAAGCCUGGCAUGACUGACAGUGUGGUGGAGCCAUUCAAGAAAGGAGAUGGCAGCAGCAGUGUGCCAGGAAGCAUGGAGGGCCGCGGUGGGCCCAGCCGGGCAGUUCCUGCUGUGGCUACCCACUCCCUCAUUGCACCAGCUUACACUCAACUGCAGCCGCACCAGCUCCUCCCCCAGUCAUCAUCAAAGCACCUGCAGCCCCAAUUUGUGAUCCAGCAGCAGCAGCCGCCACAGCCCCAGCAAUCACGGCCUGUGCUCCAAGCCCAGUCCCAACCCCAGCUCGCCUCAGUCCCUCCAAGCUUGGCCCUCCAGCCCAGUUCAGAAGCCCAUGCCAUGCCACUAGGCCCAGUUACACCUGCCCUGCCACUCCAGUGCCCCACAGCCAAUCUGCACAAGCCUGGCAGCACUCAGCAGUGUCGCCCUCCCACGUCAGACGCUGGGCCUCAGAAUGGACAUCCUGAGGGCGUGCCCCACGCCCCUCAGCGCAGGUUUCAGCACACUUCAGCUGUCAUCUUACAACUACAGCCUGCUUCACCUGUGCCCCAGCAGUGCACCCCUGACGACUGGAAAGAAGUAAUACCCAGGGAGAAGAGUGUGCUUGAGUCUCAGUCCGGCCCAUCACCACAUCAGCAAGCCAUCAUCACUGCCAUGCCUGGUGGCCUGCCUGUACCUAAGAGCCCUAACAUCCAGCAGUCCCCAGCUCAUGAGACAGGGCAGGGCAUUGUUCAUGCACUGACCGACCUCAGCAGCCCCGGCAUGACCUCAGGGAACGGAAACUCUGCCUCCAGCAUCACCGGCACUGCCCCCCAGAAUGGUGAGAAUAAACCACCACAGGCCAUUGUGAAACCCCAAAUCCUGACGCAUGUUAUCGAAGGGUUUGUGAUCCAGGAGGGGGCGGAGCCUUUCCCGGUGGGACGCUCGUCCCUGCUGGUGGGGAAUCUCAAGAAGAAGUAUGCACAGGGGUUCUUGCCUGAGAAACUUCCACAGCAGGAUCACACCACCACCACUGACUCGGAGAUGGAGGAGCCCUAUCUGCAAGAAUCCAAAGAGGAGGGUACUCCCCUCAAACUCAAGUGUGAGCUCUGUGGCCGGGUGGACUUUGCCUACAAGUUCAAGCGUUCCAAGCGCUUCUGUUCCAUGGCCUGUGCAAAGAGGUACAAUGUGGGAUGCACCAAACGAGUGGGACUUUUCCACUCAGACCGGAGCAAGCUGCAAAAGGUGGGUGCCACGACCCAUAACCGCCGUCGGGCCAGCAAAGCCAGUCUACCAACACUUACCAAGGAUACCAAGAAGCAGCCAACAGGCACUGUACCCCUUUCAGUUACUGCUGCUUUGCAGCUAACACACAGUCAGGAAGACUCCAGCCGUUGUUCAGAUAACUCAAGCUAUGAGGAACCCCUGUCACCCAUCUCAGCCAGCUCAUCCACCUCCCGACGGCGACAAGGCCAGCGGGAUCUAGAGCUCCCCGACAUGCACAUGCGAGACCUGGUGGGCAUGGGACACCACUUCCUGCCAUGUGAGCCCACCAAAUGGAACGUAGAAGAUGUCUACGAAUUCAUUCGCUCUCUGCCAGGCUGCCAGGAGAUAGCAGAGGAAUUCCGUGCCCAGGAAAUCGACGGGCAAGCUCUGCUGCUGCUCAAGGAGGACCACCUGAUGAGCGCCAUGAACAUCAAGCUGGGGCCUGCCCUGAAGAUCUAUGCUCGCAUCAGCAUGCUCAAGGACUCCUAGGGCUGGCCAGGGCAGCCAGGAUUCUGGCCCAGGCACCUUCUCCCGACUGAGUAGAGCCAGACCGACAUUCCUGAGGGACCCAGAAACAGGGCCAGUUGGAGGGAAGGGGCUCUCCCUAGGGGUGUGGCUGGUGAGGCGGUCUGGGUACCUCCUCCAUGGCUCUCAGGGGCCUUUCAUUUCUGUGGGAGAGGCAGAGAGGUAGGUGGCACAGAAGAUGGGGCUUUAUGCUUGUAAAUAAUUGAUAGCACUGGCUUCCUCCAAAGUCCCAAUACUCUAGCCCCACUCUCUUCUCCUCUUUCUGUCCCCCAUUUUCCUGGGGGUAUAUGGUCAGGGCUCCCCAACCUGAGUUGGGUGACUUAAAGGGCAGCCAGCAGGCCUGGAUGGAGGCCUAGAAAGCCCUUGCCUUUCUCCCUCCCACUUCAUUCUCCAGGCCUGGUUAACUCUUCCGUUGCUGACUUCUCCCCUUCAUCCUGUUACUGCAGCAGCCAGGGUUCUCCCCCUACACCCUCUGCAAAGUGGAGAGAGAGAAGUUGGGCCCAGUUGGGCCGUGCCUGCUGGCACAGACGCCUUAACGCUGUGUGUAUGACUGUAUGACUGUGUGGGAGCCUGGACUGACAGGCCAAGAGCUACUCUCUGGCAUCUCCAGGUGUUUUGUAGCAAACAGCCGCUUAGUGCUUUGUCCUGGACUCCACUCAGCCUCAGGAUAGGGAAUGGCCAAGAAGGGCAGCCUCAGUGUGAAGAGGCAAGAUCAGAAGCAGAUGAAGAGUAGGAGGCUUUCCUUCCAGACAUGUCAGGAUGUCUCUGACGCCCCCUCCCCACACUGUGAAGUUUCCCUGACUAGUGUCCUGGCUCACAGCAUUAGGAAAGCUGCCACUGGGCUGGGCCUCCUGGUCUGCCUGCUGCCCACCCUGGGAGCCCCAUUGGUGUGGCCUGGAGAACUUCGAAGGGGAGAGAACAGCUGGCGUUACUGUUGUGUGAAGAAGACACUUGGCCUCCCACUCCCACACUUCUUUGCCUAAAACUUCCUAGCAGCAAUUUGAGCUACCUGAGGAGGAGGCAGGGCAGGAAGGGCGAGGCCUGCCUCUGACUUGCCCUGUCCUUUGCAGGCUCCUGGGGGUGUCCUUUGCAGGAAGAGGGUUGGGGCCUUUCUCAGCUUGUUCUAUUCCCCGCCCACACCCCCAAGCAGGGUUGGAAAUGAAGGACUUUUUUAACCUUUGGUUUUGUUUUUUAAAAAUAAAUCUGUAAAAUCUGUC
Molecule: messenger RNA, 4040 nt
Organism: Carlito syrichta (Philippine tarsier)
Lineage: Eukaryota; Metazoa; Chordata; Mammalia; Primates; Tarsiidae
Gene: PHC2
Product: polyhomeotic homolog 2
Exons: 17
Coding region: 226-2787 (853 amino acids)
Cellular component (GO): PRC1 complex; nucleus
Molecular function (GO): zinc ion binding; protein binding
Source: RefSeq, a predicted model, not a curated record